AUGACGUUUGCAAAAGAUCCAACCUUUACGAUGCAAUUAUCACCACCAAUUGAAUGGACAUAUCAUGAAGAAGAAACAGAAACAUAUGAUGAACCUACGGCAGAACAAGAAAGUAUUAAGAAAGUAUGCAAACAUUGUGGAAAAUUGAACGAUGAUUCUAUUGACGAUGUAUUUGAUUAAUUUUCUUAUCAUUUUUGAGUAAAAUAUUCA
Molecule: messenger RNA, 210 nt
Organism: Loa loa (African eye worm)
Lineage: Eukaryota; Metazoa; Nematoda; Chromadorea; Rhabditida; Onchocercidae
Exons: 1
Coding region: 1-180 (59 amino acids)
Source: RefSeq, a predicted model, not a curated record